AUGAGUUCAAUUCAAAUACCUUACCAACUGUUCCUAGUUAACUUGAUCAAUUGAGUGAAGUGACGUUUGCUAAUAAGCUGGCUACAGUUCAGUAGUUGAGUUGGGUCAACGUUUUGUAACUAGCCACUGCAGCUAGCUAACUAUCUGCUACCUAUCUAAAGAAGGCAUUUGUCACAGUGAUCGUAGUCAACAUAAAGUUGAUUGAUUACCGACAUCAGACAAGUUAAUUAAUAUCUGGAUCCAACCCUUCAGUUUGGCUCCUCAUUCACUUGUAAACCUGGCUCUGUGUUUAAAAUCAGACAAGACCAAUCAUGAGUUUUGUGGAGUAUUCUGAGUUCAUCCAGGAGGGCGAUGUUGCCAUUAUCUUCCUGGGUCAUGACUCAAUGAUGCCAAUCAAGGUGCAGCAGGGUGCCCAAACACAAACACGUUACGGAGUUAUCCGCCACUCCAAAGACCUAAUAGGACAGCGCUUUGGAACUAAGGUCACAUGCAGCAAAGGCGGCUGGGUCUAUGUGCUUCACCCCACCCCUGAGUUGUGGACCCUCAAUCUGCCCCACCGUACCCAGAUCCUCUACACAACAGACAUUGCCAACAUCACCAUGAUGCUUGAGCUCAAACCUGGCUCUGUCGUCUGUGAAUCAGGUACGGGCAGCGGGUCUCUGUCCCACGCCAUCCUGCGCACCAUCGCUCCCACGGGCCACCUGCACACGGUGGAGUUCCACCAGCAGCGUGCCGAGAAGGCAGCGGAGGAGUUCAGGGAGCACCGCGUGGGCCACCUGGUCACCGUCCGCAACCAGGACGUCUGCAAGGAGGGCUUUGGAGUGACCGGCGUGGCGGACGCCGUCUUCCUGGACAUCCCCUCUCCCUGGGAGGCCAUCCAACAUGCCAAAAGCGCCAUGAAAAAGCAGGGGGGACGUGUGUGCUCCUUCUCCCCGUGUAUUGAACAGGUACAGAAGACGUGUGAGGCGCUGGCUGGCCAAGGUUUCGAGGAGAUCAGCACUGUGGAAGUUCUCCUGAGGGUGCAUGAAGUGCGUUCCAUCACACUGCCCCUACCAGACUUUGGCCCUGACAAGCCCCUUGAGACCCCCACUGACACCCGAAUACCUAGCAAUGCAUCUGUUCUCUGUAAGACGACCACGCCCCCCAGAGAGAUGGCAGGGCACACAGGCUACCUCACCUUCGCCACCAAACCCAGGAUGUAGACGACUGACUGAUGGAGGCUGUUAGAGACAGUUGUAUGUGGCUUUAGGAGGCUACAGCUGGAGAACUUAGGUCUAAAUGCAGUGCUGGUGACUUGGCGCCUGUCCUGAGCUGAGUGGAAAGCGUCUGGUCACGGACUGAUUUACAGUAUUUUCCUUCCUCUCCACAGAUAAAACCACAUUUCACAGUCCACAGCUGACAUUGUCUUGGAAUUUUCCACUGUUAACAGCUUUUCCAAUGUGUUUGGUAGACUUCAGUACAUGUACCCACACAUACGCAAAUGUGUAAAUAGUACACAUUUAUAGUACUCGACUGGGUUCACCAGUUCUGGGAACUUCCUGAUUUAGACCUAAAUGACCAGGUGAACAGAGUUCAUAACUAACCAGUGACCUCUACUCAUGAUUUUCUUUUUAUUUAAUUAAUCACUGUUUACUUAACUCCCUUUACAUGGUCAUGUAGGUCUUAAUUACAAACAUCUCUAAAGUUGCGAACACAUGAAUACAUUUACUCUGUACGUUUUACAACGCUGCAGAUACUCAGACACUCAAAGGGGGAAGAGAAAGCUAAGUGAGAUUCUAUAAAUAGGCAGCUGAGGGUCUUGAUGCAGGCCUGUGAAGAGCUGUCUAUGUUCACUGUUAGCCUGUCAUAUGUAAUCACUCACCAUGCCACCAGUCUGUUGUUGCUUUAGUUUGUUUUUGAAAGACAUUGCCUUUUUUAUUUGCAGUUUGUUUAUUUUGGACUUAUUAUGUGGAUUUAAUUGAAUAAAGGUGAAUAUAAUGGUGUUUUUCUA
Esox lucius (northern pike) is the source of this 1990-nucleotide messenger RNA. RefSeq names its product tRNA methyltransferase 61A (gene trmt61a). The coding region runs from base 312 to 1202 and encodes 296 amino acids. Gene Ontology annotation, biological process: tRNA methylation. The record is from RefSeq and is a predicted model, not a curated record. NCBI's taxonomy places the organism in Eukaryota, Metazoa, Chordata, Actinopteri, Esociformes, Esocidae. Gene Ontology annotation, cellular component: tRNA (m1A) methyltransferase complex; nucleus. The transcript has 4 exons.